CUUACGAAUUAAUAUAAAACACUAUAGAAAUUAUUAUUUCGCCAGCAAAUUAUUAAAAUUGCUAAUAUUUUAGUGAUUGGUCGAUCAAUUCUGGAUGUUCUAAAGUCUAACAAAUCCCGUUGGCGCGCAGUUUCUUAAAAGUUAGAAAGUUUUAUAACGUCUCAUACGAUUAUCUGAAUAUCGAGAUGAUUGCCGGAAUUGAUCGACCAAUCACUAAAAUAUUAGCAAUUAAUAUAAAGUUUUGCGUCACCAGAAGAUCCGUGAGAAUUGUUUUUUACCAGACGCAAAAUUUUGUAUUAUUAUAAUAAUUUUUAAUAUUGAUUCUUAAGUUUUGAAUUUUGCUACGGGGGAUCGGACUUUUCGGUCAACCCAAGUAUUUCGUAAUAGUGGUAGCACCAUAGUAUAACUAGUAUGGGCACUCAGUCUUUUAUUUCGCUUUGCACCGAUCCGAUCUGCGCAUCGCCAUUAUUUUGGGUGCGACCAAUGAGACAAUUGUUGUAUUUGUAGUAGUGUAAAAUCAGUGAGCCGGAGAUACGGUCCGAUAUGGCUGAUGAGUACGUGCGAGCAAAACAGUGCAGUUUAGACAAACAGUGAAAUGAAGAAAAGCAGUGGGUACAAAGUUUGCAGUGUCAAACAUUGCAAAAAUACAAGUGCGAAUUCGAAUUGCCACUUCUUUCGCUUUCCUAAGGACAGUGAAAGGACAAAGCAAUGGUUAAUUGCAUGCAAUCGUGAGAAUCUCAUGCUGAAUGUGAGGAAAACAGCAGAAAAGAUAUACGCUAACAACAGGAUUUGCAGUAAUCACUUCAAAGGAUGGAUGUAUACAAAUCAUUUAAAAACUCGUUUGCUUCCUUCAGCUCAACCGACUGUGAAUCUCAGUGAAACUGAUGAAAAUGAUCAGAAUAUUGUUAAUGCAGAGCUCUUCCCUAAUAAUAAUAUAUUGGUUAAAAGUGAUGAUAUAUCUAAGGUAUUUAUUACUAAACCUUCAAUACAUUCCCUCCCUUCGUUCUCCUGAAAAAUACCUUUGUUGCUAACAUAUUUAGGACUGUCUAUGCACGUUCAUUUAAAUACUGUAUGUGUAAUAUACAUUAUAAGUUCAUACAUUGUAAAUUUAAAAUAAAGUUUGUCAUUCACAAUUUAUAUGAUGGUAUUUAAUGAUGGUGUUAAAUAAACUGUUUUUGUCUCGUAAAUGCCACCUUUAUUUAAUAAUUUAUAAUAGCAUUAUUGAUAACAAUUCAAUUUGAAACAACUUAUUAUGAAAACAAUUUUAUUAUUUAUUUUUAAGUUGUAUAAAAUCUUUAUUUAUAUAUUUCUAUUUUCUAUCAAUCUUGAAAUGAUAUAUUUUAUCACUCAUAUUAAUAAAUUGUUUAUUUUACUUUUUACUUUUUUCAGUACAAAAAUACAACUACUGGUCUCUUCUAUUUGUUUAACGAAAAGUAAAUGAAGGGAAAGCAUAAUAUAAUUAGUUGGAUAUAAGCUGCCCUUUUUUAUUAAUAAUUAUUCAUGUAUCAUACGGAGGAACAACAAAUUAAUUGAAUAUUAUUAAUUUAUUGUUAUGACAAUGUUAAAAGUUCUUUUUUACAUAUUUAGAUUGAUACAAUGAGGAUGGCUAUGUACGUUAGCUAAAACGUAAGAUACAUGAUUAAUUAUUAAUAAACAAUAGCAUUUUAUAUCCAAUUCUGAUUCUAUUGUGCUUUCGCUUUACCUUCUUUUUCUUAAACUAUUUUUUUAUUGAGUUUUACUUUACUGUAAAACUUAAUUUUUAUUCUUCUAUUCUUCCCAUAAGUUUUUAAUUGUUCUACUUUUUCAAAAAUUUAUUGAAUUUUUUUGCACCCCUUCUAGUUACAGCACUAAUAACCAGGAUUCUUUAAACACUUGAUACACCGCUGGAUUUUACCCCAAACGUAUGGCGGACGUACCACG
This is a messenger RNA of Ooceraea biroi (clonal raider ant), 1920 nucleotides long. Its product is annotated as 52 kDa repressor of the inhibitor of the protein kinase. The record is from RefSeq and is a predicted model, not a curated record. Lineage: Eukaryota; Metazoa; Arthropoda; Insecta; Hymenoptera; Formicidae. Gene Ontology annotation, molecular function: sequence-specific DNA binding.